CUCAUGUUGCAUGCUGGGAGUUAUAGAGUGUACGAGCGAGAGACAGGGAUCUGAAGGGAUAGGAAACCUGCGACUGCAAGCCGACUGUUAACCUUCAUUUACAACACAUACAAGCGAAGGAGUCCUACAAUCUAGUUUCUGUUUGAAGAUCAGCCCAGGAAAGGACCUGCAGCAUCUGAACCAUGAGAAUUCACCGCCGAAGUUUGAAGGUGUGACUUUGACCACAGGACCAUGGAUCCAGAGGUGAUCCGGAUGUACUCGUCUUCCCCACCCCCUCUGGAUGAUAGGGCUGAAGAGGAAGACGAUGAAUUUGGAGAGUUUGGAGGCUUCUCAGGGAUCACCUCCAGUGUCAGCUUGACAGAGUUCGACACGCCUGGCUUCAGCACACAGAGAGAGGACUUUGUACCACAGAACCACUUCAUGCCUGACAAGGACUAUUCCAGCAACAUUGAUGGUCUUGCUGAUUUGGACUCAGUUAGCAUCAGCAAAGACCGGGGCUUUAUUGCAGAGAUUUCUAAACAGGCUGACGGAACCCUUAAGUUUGUAGAAACCCGUACCAGCAUUAAAAUCUCUCCAACAUCUAAACCUGCCUCCUUCAGCAUUGAUGGUCCUUCUGGCAAGGAGGGAUUUAAAAAGCUAGUGGACCAGACUGAAUCAGCCACUAGUUCAAACUCUUCUAUAGCACUGGUCAGCAGUAGAACUGAUGUUAAAAUUCAGUCACUGCAAACUCAGAGCUGCAAUGGCACUGUAGUUCCAGGUGCGGAGGUUCUAACAAAUGGGUUUGCAGCAUUUGACAUGCCGGGCCCUGAAAUUAGAAAAGGGAAGCAGGCCAGUGUAAUUAACUCAAAGGGACAGAAAGUGAUCAGCGAGGAGCUAAGUUUAGAUUCUACUCCUAGCUCUGCAAAUGAAUUUGCUGACUUCUCUGCCUUCCUAAAACCUGAUGCUUCUGAUAAUUGCAUUCAGACAGUGAAACACUCAAGUGAAGGAAAAACACUGACUUGUUUGGACAGCUUUGUGAUAAACAGUGUUAAUGAACUGAACAUCCCAGAGAAAGAGCUUGCUGAGGUAAGCUUGGAAAAUGAAGGCGUAAUAGACACUGACAGCACUGGGUCGGAUGAAGUUGUUGAUGACAUUAGCAAUGGGGAGAGGGACUUGGAAACAGUGGUGGAACCUAAACCAGUUACUUCUAGAAUGCAGCUAAUGGAAACUGCAACUGUACAUCCGGACAAGGAAGUUACAGAUCAGCCUGCAGCACAGAAUGGCCAAGAAGAAUCAGGAGCUGUAGAAUCAGGUGUUUGCAAAAAUAGUGUUUUACCCUCUGUGGAGGGCAGUACAGAAGCCGAGCAGGACCAGCCAGUGGACAAUGAAGUGGGGGAGAAUGGGGAGUUGGGAGACUCUGCCCCCCCUAACACCAGUGUUUCUGUGAGUGAAGACUUUGCUUCUUUCUGUCAAGCGGCCUCUCCAGACGACCAAGAUGGCUUUGGAGACUUCGGCACAACCAGCAGCACAUCAUCUCAGCCUAUGUCAGAGGAUGUGCCGUCCUUGAGCUUCAAUCCAGAAGAGCAUUUUGCCAAGUUUGAAGAACUGAGUGCUGAUGAAGACUUUGGGGAUUUUAGUGAGGUUAGGGACUCCAAAAAGCAGAGUUUUGCUGAAUUUAACCAGCCCAAAGCGGACACUGCUUCACUGGACAAGCCUGUCGACUCUAAAAGCGAAAAUGAGUUUGCUGAUUUUCCACCCCGGGAGGAAUUGAAAGACGACAGCGAAGAAGAUUUUGGUGAUUUCGAUUCUGCCCUGAAACCAAAAGAAAGCGAGUUUGCCGACUUCCCCGGCAGCGACAGUUCUGCAGACUUUAGUUCAGCUGCAGGGAGCCAAGAAUGGAACGCUUUUGGGGACCAACAGAGUGCGAGCGAAAGUACAGCCUGGGCUGCUUUUGGGGAGGUACAGACUGCAUCCUCCAUUGAAGGAGAUGCGUGGCAGACCAGCACUGCGGUCACUGCACCCUCUGCAGGUAGCCCACAGAUCAGUCGGAAGGAAGAUGCUGCUUUCGCUUCAUUUCAGGGUACAACAGACACCUGCUCAAAUCUGAAAACGCAGCCUGCUCUGCAACAGGCAUCUUUGGUGAGUCGCCUGGAGCUGGUGUUCCAGACCUGCUUUCCUUCAGCCCCAGUCCCCAGUGCAGAUGAGGAGAUCUCAUCCCUAAAGGUAUUUCUGGAGCCAGGAGAGCAUCGGUUGAAAAAAGCGCAAGCCUUGGCACAGCAUGGGGAGCUGCUUGAAGUGUGGACGGAGCUGCAAGAUAUCCAGGAUGCCUAUGGUCUGAGAUACCAGUGGGGUGGCUCCCACAGCAACAAAAAGCUGCUCUGCUCAUUGGGGAUUGAUAUCAGGAACAUUCUGUUCACAGGCCAAAAGAAGCACCCUGUUAUAGUUCCCAUGUACGCAGCUAGUCUGGGUAUGCUAGAGCCCACCAAAGAGCCGGUGAAACCAGUGUCGGCUGCAGAGAAGAUAGCUUCAAUAGCACAAGCCCCUCCUGUGUCCCCAGAAAUGAGCACUUGUACACAAGAUCAAACCCAGGAAAACCUCCCUCCUGUCCAGUUUGACUGGAGUAGCAGUGGCCUUACUAACCCUCUAGAUGCUAGCGGUGGGUCGACUCUUCUGAACCUUGAUUUCUUUGGGCCCGUGGAUGACACUAGUUCUAGCGGCACCACCAGCAUCCCAGGUGUGGACCCUGAGCUAUAUGCAUUAACAACCUCUAAACUGGAAAGCUCCAGCACAUCCAGCCGUGUGGCUGAUGCAUUUGCAAGACUCAUGUCUACAGUAGAGAAGACAAGCACGUCUGCAAGGAAACCUAAAAAGGACGAGAACCUUAGUGAAGAGGCUGCCAAGGUGAUCGCCAGCCUGCCUGACCUGUCCUUUAUGCAAGCCAAGGUGCUGAUGUUUCCCGCCACAUUGACCCCUCUGACAUGUUCACAAGAGCAUGCAGACUAACCACACCGAUCUUUACUUUUUUUUUUUUUUUUUUUUAAUUAAUUUUAAAUUAAAAGUACACGUUCAGAGGAAUUGUUGUUCAGCAGCUCUGGAAAGGUAUAAAUACAAUAAGAAAAUGUAUAUUUAUUUACAUACCUGAAGUCCUAAAAGUGCUGUUUAUAUUAGAAGAAUCAAUCUGUAAAACAGGGUGAAGUUGUUUUUUUUUUUUUUUUUUUGAAGAUCUGGUAAUUACUAUUCAUUUGUUUCUUUCUGCCGUGCUGGGGGUGUAAACACUUCUGUCUUUGUGAGAUAACACUGGUUGAGUCCUUCAUGGAAGGCAUGAAAGUAAAACCAAAAUCUCACUCGCUGCCUGUGACUUCCAGGUGAAUGUUUUCCUGUUGUGUUAAUUGCCUUGUUUUUUUUUUUUUUUUGUUGUUUGUUUGUUUUUUUUUUACUACAAAAACAACACGUUCCGUCUUGUCUUUUUUGUGUGCUUUUUUGUUUUGUUUGAGAGUAUUUAUAGAUGGUGGCAGCCUUUCUUGCCUUCUCCCAAAAUUACUAACUACAUUAUUCAAGAUAUCCAUUUAUUGGAUACCUUUUUAUUUUAUGGUUUGAACCACUGAUAUAGAAAAUAAUCAAAUGUGAAUAGUUUUUAGUGAUAAUCAAAUUGAAUCAAUCACAGAGAAUGAGGGACCAAUAAUAUCUUCAAAGUCUUGGGUUAAACAAUUGAUAUGUUACAGGUAUUUUUCUGUUCUGUUUUACCACUGUACUUAUUUUAAUGAGGAUUUUGCACAUUGUAAAGAAGAGCUGGAUGUAAUCAUAGUUCGCUGUGGUUUUAGACUGUGUACAGUAAAACUAUGGACUGUAAAUGUAUGGGAAAAUUCCUAUGGAAAAAAGAUACACUGUCAAAAGGUUAAUAUGCAUGCCCAGGUUCUUUUGCGACUUUAGUGUGUAAAAUUACUUUUAGUGUACACAAAAAAAUAAAAUUAUUUAAGAGAAA
Polyodon spathula (Mississippi paddlefish) is the source of this 3961-nucleotide messenger RNA. Its product is annotated as aftiphilin-like. The transcript has 10 exons. Gene Ontology annotation, biological process: intracellular transport. Gene Ontology annotation, molecular function: clathrin binding. The record is from RefSeq and is a predicted model, not a curated record. Gene Ontology annotation, cellular component: AP-1 adaptor complex; trans-Golgi network membrane. NCBI's taxonomy places the organism in Eukaryota, Metazoa, Chordata, Actinopteri, Acipenseriformes, Polyodontidae. The coding region runs from base 232 to 2982 and encodes 916 amino acids.